AUGAAUACUUAUCAACCUGUUAUUAGUGAAAACAACACUGAAAAAGAGGUAAAUCCUUUAGACAAUUUAAUGGAAUUCCAAAGGAAGCUUUAUUGCCAUGUAUGGAAAAAUAUGCCAACUAAUCGCGAAUACGGGCACAAAAACUUUAUUGAUAAGAAAGAAUAUGAAGCAGAGCACUACGCCAAAUUUUGCAGUGGGUGUGGUUAUUUAAUGAGUCCUCUGUUAGCUGGAGUUCUUUACAAUCAGUCUCUAGAGUGCCUUGCUAAACCAUUACCUAACGAAGACGUCUUCUGGACCGGUAUCAUAGCCGAAAAAGUCAAAGGGAUUGAUCAUAAGACUUGGAAUGCUUAUUAUAAAUGGACAGAGAGGGAUUGGGGGGAAAUGCCUUACAUCUUCUGUUCUUACUUAAACAUGAAACACCUUAAAAAACUUUAUUUUCGCAAUUCUUAUCUAUGA
Messenger RNA from Gordionus sp. m RMFG-2023, 456 nucleotides. RefSeq lists its product as uncharacterized. The record is from RefSeq and is a predicted model, not a curated record. The transcript has a single exon. Gene Ontology annotation, cellular component: membrane. The coding region runs from base 1 to 456 and encodes 151 amino acids. Gene Ontology annotation, molecular function: hexosyltransferase activity. Lineage: Eukaryota; Metazoa; Nematomorpha; Gordioida; Chordodea; Parachordodidae.